This is a messenger RNA of Melampsora larici-populina 98AG31, 1632 nucleotides long. RefSeq lists its product as uncharacterized. Bases 1 to 1632 code for a protein of 543 amino acids. The record is from RefSeq and is a predicted model, not a curated record. NCBI's taxonomy places the organism in Eukaryota, Fungi, Basidiomycota, Pucciniomycetes, Pucciniales, Melampsoraceae. The transcript has 7 exons.
AUGCAAAAGAACCUUUCUGCGCUAUCUUUCAAAGACAAAGAUGACAAUGUUGUAACUGAGAAAGGACUGCCACGCCGCCCAAAUCUCCAGCUACCCACCAAUAAUAAAGAUACUUACCGAACAUUUAUCGACCAUGGUUGCGAAGUCGAUGAAGAAGACUAUCCAACAUAUCCAAAUGGUGCCACUGUAUACGUCAACGACCCUGAGCGUCCAGCCUCUAAUUUUCGAUUUAUCGCUUGGACUCACACCAUGAGGACCGAGACUACGAAGAAGAAAGAUUGGAUCACCAGAAGAUAUUACUGCCUAGGCGUCAUGAAAUGUUCAGAGGACGAGUGUCCCUUUGCCGGCUCUCCACCAACAGGCAAAAAAAAAAUUGCCGAAGUUGUAGACGGGUUAAUUCCUUGCCCGGUCUCUUCUUGCGACGGCUAUCAAAUACACACCGAUUGUAACGCCGUGUGUCGAAUUGACGUCGAGUUAGACGACUUAGGACAGGAGCAGUGGGGAAUACUCCGUCAUCAGGGCACUCAUCACCAUCAGUGGCCUGAAUCCAAGAAGGCUGACCCGAUUUCGAAAGCCAAGUUGAAGGAGAAAGUCCUCAGUGACAUCAAAACUGGACCUUUAGGCUUAAAGGUUGGACAGGUGCAUUCGGGUACAGAGCCUAUUCAAACUGUGUUGGAUAUUCACCCUUCCUUUGGACAUACCGAUCGCUUAGGAUACCUGCGACGUGACUUUCUAGAGAAGGCGGGUAUAAUGACGAACACUCGAGACCCUGAAGCAGGAGACAAGUGGCUCCAAACCAUGAUGGACUGGUCUAGGAAAGGCCUAAUAGUCCCCUCCUCGUCGAUUGCGGGGGACAACGCUCAUAUCUCCUUCCAAACUGAAUGGAUGGCCAAGGUCUUAGUCGAACCCGAUGAGAAAUCCGACAUGUAUACCGGCGGUCUUUUAUCAGACUACUGUGAACCUAUCAAGCGCUGGGUACCGGUCUUAUUCACUUGGCUUGGAGGGCUUUCAACCGAACAUUACAAAAUACAUUUUACUGUUUUACUUCAGCAGAUUCAGAAAACCAAUAUGUCGGAUAAGAACACAGGCAUGAUGGUUGAGCAAGUUGUCAACUUUUCAACAGCUCAGAAAGCGGGAUUUGUCGAGGCCUACAUGGAAGUCUUUCACUGCCACGAUAAGAACGUGGCACUGUCUAAGCUUCAUGGGUGCGAGUGGCACUUCCUCCAGGCUGUCACUCGACUUAAGAAGAAUAGCAAGAUAGUCAAGCCACAGUCUAAGGGAACUUGGGAGAAGAAAUGCAAAGCAUUACUUCAACCUGAUGGCCCGGGAGUUGAUGAUCUCGACACGCGAUUUGAGGAGCUACGUCGGAUGUUCCCUCUAGCGAAAAGGUGGCUAGAAUGGUGGGCAACAUCCGACAUUCAAGCAAUGCUUUUUCCCGCACGCAAGCGGAUGCCACAAGAUGAUCCUCCCUUGCCAGGGGAGGACAGUGAAGACAAAGAGUACGACGAGCUGGAACCUCGACGCCGAGGACCUCGACGCCGACCUGACUUGCCUUCAACUACGAAUGCACAAGAAUCAAUGCAUCGAGUCUAUUACAUCUUAUGGGCAAAUGCACGGUUAUACCUGGGAUAA